CCUGCCUGAGGUCUCCACGGCAACACUAUGCAGGAGAAUUAUGAGACGCUCAUCUCUCUGGAAGAGAUGGCGAUUAGUCUGCCUCGGAUCACUGCACUGGCUGAGUCUCACCGGAGAGGGCUGGCAUCGGGAUUUCCACUUUCUAAACCUGACCUGCUCUCUUGGAUGGAACGAGGGGAGGAUCUGUGGGUUCCAGACCUUCACGAGCCUGAUGGCAGGGCGAUGCUGAAGGAGGCCAGCCCAGGUGAUGAUCUGAGUAGAAAGAACGAGGGGGGUCUUCCUCAGCAAGACACUCCCAGCAAGACAGAGCUAAGAGCAAAGAGCUCCCUAGAGGGGAAUCCAGUCGAGGGAAAGAGCCAGCCAGAAGAGAGACGGGGAAGCUCAGCAUCUGAAGGGAAAGAGCAGCAGCGGAUGAAACCAAUCCCUCAGACAGUGGGCAUCUCCAAACCCCUGCUGCCCCCUGGGAAACCACAAGGGGGCGAGAGAGGACACCCGUGUGCCGAGUGCGGCAAAAGCUUCAGCCAGAAGUCCAACCUCCUGAGGCAUCAGAGGCUUCACUUGGACGAGAGGCCCCACAAGUGCGACGGGUGUGAUAAGAGCUUCUCAGAAGCCGACGCGCUAGCCAAACACCGCAAAUGCCACGUGGGUGACAAGCCCUACAAGUGUGAGGACUGCGGGAAAAGCUUCAGCUGGACCUCCCACCUGGAGAGGCACCGGAGGAUCCACACCGGCGAGAAACCCUACGAGUGCAAGGAGUGUGGGAAAGCGUUUAGCGUCGGGUCGCACCUGGAGAGGCACCGGAGGAUCCACACGGGGGAGAAGCCCUAUCAGUGCAAAGAGUGUGGGAAGAGCUUCACCGUCAGCUCCACCCUGGUCCAGCACCAGAGGACCCACACCAACGACAAGCCCUACCAGUGCGAGGACUGUGGAAAGGGCUUCAACGUCAGCGCUAACCUGGUGGCUCACCAGAGGAAACACUUGGGCCAGAAGCCCUACGAGUGCCCAGACUGUGGGAAGAGCUUCAGCUUCACUUCCCACUUGGAGAGACACCAGAGAAUCCACACAGGCGAGAGGCCCUAUCAGUGCACAGACUGUGGGAAGAGUUUCAGCCGCAGCUCCCACCUCUACCGGCACCAGAGGAUCCACACGGGGGAGAAGCCGCGCCAGUGCACGGACUGCGGGAAGAACUUCUACCUCAGCACAGCCACCCUCCACCACCUCCAGACUUCCCCAAACGGGAGCAGGGACCCUGCAAAAUGUGCAGAAUGUAGCCGCAAACAGGCAGCCCCAGAGCCCCCGCCUCCGCCCUCGCCGCCAGUUUGGAGCGAGAAACCUUAUAAGUGCCCUGACUGUGGGAAAGGUUUUGGUCAGAGUUCGUCGCUGGUUAAACACCAGAGAAUCCACACAGGGGAAAGGCCUUAUCAGUGCCCGGAGUGCGGGAAAAAGUUCAGCUGGUGCUCAGCUCUCAUCAAACACAAGAGAAUCCACACGGGAGAGAAGCCGUACCGGUGUGAAGAGUGUGGCAAAGCUUUCAGCGUCAGCUCCCACCUGGAGAGGCACCAGCGUGUGCACUCCCCCGACAGACCGCACAAGUGCGCCGAAUGCGGGAAGACCUACGGAGAACUGGUGUCACUGGUGAAGCAUCAGAAAUCUCACGCGGCCGAGAGCAAGCGCUACCGGUGCCCCGACUGUGGGAAAAGCUUCAGCUGGACUUCCCACUUGGAAAGGCACCGGAGAAUCCACACCGGGGAGAAACCUUACAAGUGUGGAGACUGUGGGAAGAGCUUCAGCGUCAGCUCCCACUUGGACCGGCACCGGAGAAUCCACACUGGGGAGAAGCCUUACCGCUGCAGCGAGUGCGGGAAGAGCUUCAGUGUCAGCUCCACCCUCCUCCAGCACCAGCGGACCCACUCCAGCGGGAAGCCCCACAAGUGCAAGGAGUGUGGGAAGCGGUUUGUGGCCAGCGCCCAGCUGCUCACGCACCAGCGGACCCACCGGGGCGAGAAGCCCUACGAGUGCACCGCCUGCGGCAAGAGCUUCGGCUUCGUCUCCCACCUGGAGAGGCACCAGCGGGUCCACACGGGAGAAAAACCCUAUAAAUGCCCUGACUGUGGAAAGAGCUUCAAUCAGAACUCCCACCUCCUCCUCCAUGGGAUGGUCCACUCGGGGGAGAAGCCUUGCAUUUGCAAUGACUGCGGGAAGAGCUUUGUGACCACCUCAGCCCUCGUCAAACACCAGAGCAUCCAUGUGGAAGAGAAACCCUUCAAGUGUGUGCAGUGUGGGAAGAGCUUCCGCCAGAACUCGCACUUGGUAAUCCACGAGAGAACCCACUCAGGAGAGAAACCCUGCCCUUGCCCAGAAUGCGGGAAACGCUUUGGGGACACGUCGGCCCUCAUCAAACAUCAGAGGACCCACUCAGGUGAGAAGCCCUACACGUGCCCUCACUGCGAGCGAGGUUUCGGGCAGAACUCUCACCUCCUGCAGCAUCUGAAGACGCACACGGGAGAGAAGAGCUACCAGUGUGCCGAAUGCGAGAAAAGCUUCAGCCAGAAGGCUCAGCUGAUUGUCCACCAGAGAGUCCACUCGGGGGAGAAGCCCUACAAAUGCUCUGACUGUGGGAGAUGUUUCAGUCGCAGCUCCAAUCUGAUUUCACACGAGAGAACUCACACGGGAGAAAAACCUUACAAGUGUCCUGACUGUGGGAAGUGCUUCAGCAGGAGCUCCAAUGUUCUUAUGCAUCAGAGAAUCCACAACGGGGAGAAACCCUUCAAGUGCCCUUGCUGUGGGAAGAACUUCCGACGCAGUUCUCACUUGAUAGUGCACCAGAGACUCUGCCAUGGAGGCUUUCAAGAAUAG
Molecule: messenger RNA, 2856 nt
Organism: Euleptes europaea (tarantolino)
Lineage: Eukaryota; Metazoa; Chordata; Lepidosauria; Squamata; Sphaerodactylidae
Product: zinc finger protein 850-like
Exons: 5
Coding region: 28-2856 (942 amino acids)
Biological process (GO): regulation of DNA-templated transcription
Source: RefSeq, a predicted model, not a curated record